Cooperia oncophora is the source of this 240-nucleotide messenger RNA. The record is from the annotation of a GenBank genome assembly. Lineage: Eukaryota; Metazoa; Nematoda; Chromadorea; Rhabditida; Trichostrongylidae.
AUGAACGGAACUGAAACAGUGGGGAAUGACGUCUCCAUGGAAAGAAACUCCUCUGAACCUGAUGGAGUCGACAUACCACGCUUCAAUGUGACACUCUCUCUAGGCUUUCUGAAAGUCCUGCGCCUUGACUGGGAUGACGAGCGGCUCGUAUGGGAUCCCGCAGAGCACUGUGGAAUCAAAUACAUUCACGUGCCUUCGAGCGAAGUCUGGAUCCCAGAGGUGACCGUGACUCAGGCGUAG